Messenger RNA from Somion occarium, 1031 nucleotides. The record is from the annotation of a GenBank genome assembly. NCBI's taxonomy places the organism in Eukaryota, Fungi, Basidiomycota, Agaricomycetes, Polyporales, Cerrenaceae.
GAACACUAGUUGAUAACAUUCCAGAAAUGCAAGUGCACGAGACUGGCACGGUUGUUGACAAUAACCGAACCAAUGAAGCGAGACAGGAGGAGACGCAGGGACAGGGACAGGGACAGGGACAGGGGGAACACCAGAGGCAAAUGGAAGUGAGCGACGAUGACGCCUAUCGCAAUGUCUUCCUCGUCGACUAUACAGGCAAUGUUAUUGCAGGUUUUUGGCAGUACGGAUUUACAACGUGGUUGCAUUUCCUCAAGAUGGUCCAGACCGUUAUGGUCACCAACAAUCAAGACUGGGCUGUUUUUCGUCACCGGUCCUCUGCAUCUAUCGGCGAACCUAUUGGCGAGCGACAGAAGGGAACGACUGAUCUAGUCCAGCCAGGAUCCUACAUUAUUUUAUCCCCCGACAAAACGAAGCUCGAAGUCUCCCUAACUACCGAAAGAUGCCGGACAAGGCACACCACCUUGUCCAAUACUCCGUCUAGAGACAGUUAUUGCGAACGCACACUGGUGCGGGAUGGAAUGUGUCUGUUGUCUGGUCAAAAGGGCUAUGGAAGGCAUACACGUUUAGAUGCAGCCCACAUUUUCCCUCGGGGCCAUGAUGUCGAUUGGUAUUCAAAAGGCUUUCAGUCUCUUAUCACAGAUAAGGCACCUUUGUCUGAAAUAGGUGGCCCUUCCAAGAUUGACUCUCUUCAGAAUUUAAUAAGUCUAAAGGCUGACUUACAUAAGGCUUGGGAUAACUAUGAAGUUGGUGUCAAUCCUGAUGAUGGUCAUAUCAUCUUUCCUUUUUUGAGGGGCUAUUUAUACAGAAAAAUGUAUUAGAAUCAGGGUUAGGAAGCCAUCAGGGAUUAGGGCGAAGUGGACGAGCGUCUGUGGAGGGAAAGCCUAACCUGGUUGAUAUAGAGGAUAAAGGAGUUGAGUAGUUACAAAGUACGCAUGCAGAUUUUGUUGAAGUGGGGAGAUGAUGAUGAGAUAUAUGGUAAGAUGAAGCAGAGAUACGAAAUUGGACAAGUAUGCAGGAUGGGAGAAGAGGUU